AUGGUGGGUUCUAGAGUUUUGCAAGGAGAAUCAUUGGAAGCAUUCAAUGAAGGGGUUGGUUAUAUUUUGAAUCGUUGGCCGCCUCUUCGAAGCGCUGUUGAUUACCAACAAGGUGGCGAAAACUCUCACCUCAAAGCUGAAAAACUCAUUGGUGACGUCCGUUCUUGGUUCACUCAAUCCAAUGAGCCACUUCAUAUUGAUGACUUGAAAAAUCUAAUCUAUGAAGGCAUGGUUGCUGCUUUCGAUCUAAAGAUUUGUGAUGAAAGCGAUGGAGAUAUUGCUGUAGAAUUGAUGGUUAUUCAUGAAGAUUGCUUAAAUGGCGAUUUCAGAAAUAUUGAGCAUCUCAGGAAAGCAAGUAGAUUUGAUGACUUUUCUGUACAUAUUGUUGAUUAUGGUCCUGAAGACAUUGUCGAUUAUGAAAGCACUGAUGAGGAUGAUAGUUCUGCAAAAAUGGAUGAAUUUUCUAACUCGGAUUCGGAGUCCAACCGAGAUUCUGGGAACAACUCCGGUUAA
Molecule: messenger RNA, 513 nt
Organism: Medicago truncatula (barrel medic)
Lineage: Eukaryota; Viridiplantae; Streptophyta; Magnoliopsida; Fabales; Fabaceae
Exons: 4
Coding region: 1-513 (170 amino acids)
Source: RefSeq, a predicted model, not a curated record